CUCGCACCUAAGCUGACACCAACAACGGUCCAGGGAGAACGGCUUGGCGUCCAGGAAGAGCAUCGGAGCUGGAGGAAGAUUUAGAGAUGUGUCACGAAAACUGUAGUCCGGGGUGGGGGGCAAAGGAGGUUUCUGUCCCUUGUGGCUGAGUGGCUUGGCCAAGCGGGCUCCUUCUCUGAGCCUCAGUUUCAUCAGGGCAUUGUGGGAUAGGGAGGCAGUGUGGGUUGCUCUCGUCCCCUUUCCUCUUCGGUCCUGAGCCUUGGGAGCUGGGACUGGCCCUUUAACAUGGGAGGCGGGGCCAAGGCCACUUCAGGCAGCGGGAAGCUGGGCAGAGCUGGUGUCCUGGGAGCAGGUGGGCAGCAGGCCAGGGCUGAGCACAGCUGGACUCUGCCGGGCUGGGAAGUGAGGGGCCUCUCCACGUGUGUGGGGGGAGGGUGUGCAGUGGUGUCUGUGACUCCAGGCUGAGUGGGGGGAACUGAGAGGGAGUGACAGCGGCCUACUCCCCACCAGGAGCCUUGGGACAGCUCAGGGUACCCUGCACCCUGCCUGCCCUGAAGAAGAAGGUGUUCUCAGUGUCUGCUGUCAUGGAGAGCUCCUUGAGGGGUGAGCAGUUCCACACAGUCACACCUCUGCUGGAGAGCUGGGCACUGUCCCAGGUGGCAGGCACAACCAUCCUCCUCAAGUGUGAGAACAUGCAGCCGGCCGGCUCCUUCAAGAUCCGGGGCAUCGGGCAUUUCUGCCAGGAGGUGGCCAAGAAGGGAUGCAGACACCUGGUGUGCUCCUCAGGGGGCAAUGCGGGUGUUGCUGCCGCCUAUGCCGCUCGGAAGCUGGGCAUUCCUGCCACCAUCGUGCUCCCUGAGAGCACCUCCCUGCAGGUGGUGAGGAGGCUGCAGGGGGAAGGGGCCCAGGUGCAGCUGGCUGGAAAGGUCUGGGACGAGGCCAAUAUGAGGGCUCAAGAGUUGGCCAAGAGGGACGGCUGGGUGAACGUGCACCCGUUUGACCACCCCCUGAUAUGGGAAGGCCACGCCAGCCUGGUUCGGGAGCUGAAGGCAGCACUGGGAGCCCCACCAGGAGCCCUGGUGCUGGCGGUAGGGGGCGGAGGGCUGCUGGCUGGGGUGGUGGCCGGCCUGGUGGAGGUGGGCUGGCAGCAAGUACCUGUCAUCGCCAUGGAAACCCGCGGGGCGCACUGCUUCAAUGCGGCCAUCGAGGCGGGCAGGCUGGUCACUCUGCCGGGCAUCACCAGCGUGGCCAAGAGCCUGGGUGCCAAGACGGUGGCCGCACGGGCCCUGGCAUGCACGCAGGAGUGCACGAUCCUCUCUGAGGUGGUGGAGGAUGUGGAAGCCGUGAGUGCUGUGCAGCGGUUCCUUGAUGACGAGCGUAUGUUGGUGGAGCCUGCCUGCGGGGCAGCCUUGUCUGCCAUCUACUCGGGUCUCCUGGGACGGCUCCAGGCUGAGGGCCGCCUCAGCCCCUCCCUUGCCUCAGUUGUGGUUAUCGUGUGCGGAGGCAACAGCAUUGAUAGCCAAGAGCUCCAGGCCCUGAAAGCCCAGCUGGGCCAGAGCUAAGAGACCUGGCCUGGGAGGGUCAGCCGAGACCCAGAGACCCCGGAAGAGGCUCAUGGACAUCUCUGCGGCUGGCUGAGAGCAACAUUUGUGCCAGCAGACAGCAGUGGAAGCUUCUGUGCUUCUGUGCCAGCAGCCUCGUGCAGGAAGCCCUCCUGAACACUCCCUUUGGCUUCACUGCAGCCCUGGCCAAUAAACCCUUUCUGAG
This is a messenger RNA of Loxodonta africana (African savanna elephant), 1767 nucleotides long. It is a transcript of the gene SDSL, whose product is annotated as serine dehydratase like. Bases 585 to 1562 code for a protein of 325 amino acids. Gene Ontology annotation, molecular function: L-serine ammonia-lyase activity; threonine deaminase activity. The transcript is spliced from 8 exons. The record is from RefSeq and is a predicted model, not a curated record. Gene Ontology annotation, biological process: L-threonine catabolic process; L-serine catabolic process. NCBI's taxonomy places the organism in Eukaryota, Metazoa, Chordata, Mammalia, Proboscidea, Elephantidae.